Molecule: messenger RNA, 1254 nt
Organism: Aedes aegypti (yellow fever mosquito)
Lineage: Eukaryota; Metazoa; Arthropoda; Insecta; Diptera; Culicidae
Product: zinc finger protein OZF
Exons: 3
Coding region: 149-1225 (358 amino acids)
Biological process (GO): regulation of transcription by RNA polymerase II
Cellular component (GO): chromosome; nucleus
Molecular function (GO): zinc ion binding; chromatin insulator sequence binding
Source: RefSeq, a predicted model, not a curated record
UUUAGUUAAAUCGGCAUCAUUUGCAAACAAACCAAACAACAAGAAGAUUUAAAAUACUGCUACCUCAUUCUAUUUAUACAAUUUAUACAUUUAAUAAAGUUGAAUUUUAAGAAGUAGGAUUUCAUUGAGGCGCCUUUUCAGCAUCGAGAUGGAACCAUUCGAAUCCACAACACAUAUGUGUCGUUUGUGCCUUCGGAAAUACAAUGUGAAACAGAUGGUGCAUGUGUUUGCCAAGGAGCACGAACUGGAUCAAGCAAUAUAUGAAGCUGUUUCGAUAAAGAUGUAUCAAUUGGAUGCCAUGGCUAGUAUUUGCAACAAUUGCCAAACUAUUAUUCAAAUAAUCAACUGCUUUAGAGAAGCCUGUCAGAAAAGCGAUACUAUUUUGAAAAAUGGCACAACUACACUAGAUUCUAAUGCCUGGUCGAGUUCGUAUGCAACCAACGUAUUUCAUUUAACUGAAAAAUUAAUCAAGACACAUCAAAAGGAUAUGGAUUUUCUGUACAAAAAUCAUAUAAGUUUAAAAGAACAAGCGGCAGCUUCCGAAUUCAUAGUGCAAUACAUUAAAGAAGAAGAACAUAUCGAAAUCAAUGAUUAUGGUCCAGGUCAAGAUGAGCCAGAUUAUCUGGAUUCUACUGUGCCUGAGGACACAGUUGUAACCGAUGAUAAUAUUUCAAGAACUCAAGACCUAACGGAAUCAGAUAGUGAAGCAUCGAACAAACGAAAAAGAAAAAAGAAAUCAGAAAACCAACAGGAAAAGGUAGUUUGUUCGACGUGUGGCGAGAUGGUACCGCAUAAGGGACUAGAGGGCCACAUGAAUCGCCAUUUGGGUGUGAGACCGUUUCCAUGUAAUGUGGCAGGUUGCGAUGCUAAGCUGUACUCGAAAUUUUCCCUGCAGCAACAUCGUAGCCGACACAAAUCGUCCAAUCGGUAUUUCGACUGCGAGGUAUGUGGGAAGCGAAUCAAAGGCAAUGCAUACUGGUUGGUACACAAGAGGAUACACGAGGAAGAACCCAAAUAUUCCUGCGAUAUUUGCGGUAAAAAGUUCCACCGAAAAUUUAAACUGAAGGAUCACUCAACCGUGCACUCCGGAAUAGCAGACUAUUCGUGUGAACUAUGCGGGAAAUUUUUUACCGUCAAACACAAUCUCACAGCGCACUACCAACGCCAUAAGAAAAAUGGAACUUAUCCUGAUGGGUUUGAGCCGAACGCAUCUGUGAAUGCUUGAAUAAUAAAGAAUCUUUCAUUUAAAAAUUC